Tigriopus californicus is the source of this 3154-nucleotide messenger RNA. Its product is annotated as DNA ligase 4-like. Gene Ontology annotation, molecular function: ATP binding; DNA ligase (ATP) activity; DNA binding. Gene Ontology annotation, biological process: DNA recombination; double-strand break repair via nonhomologous end joining; nucleotide-excision repair, DNA gap filling. The record is from RefSeq and is a predicted model, not a curated record. NCBI's taxonomy places the organism in Eukaryota, Metazoa, Arthropoda, Copepoda, Harpacticoida, Harpacticidae. Gene Ontology annotation, cellular component: DNA ligase IV complex; DNA-dependent protein kinase-DNA ligase 4 complex.
UCUAGUGCUGAUUUGACUUCGCGCCGAAUGGCGUUUCGAGAUCUGGCCGAUUUUUGUCAAGCCGUGGUCAAUGUGGGCCCGAAAAGCGGCCAAGACGCCAAGGGUAGAAAGUUAACCAGUUUCCUCCAGUUCUGCCGUACUCAAUGGGGCCCAUCGACGUCCCUGUUUCCGCUAAUACGUUUACUUUUGCCUCAAUUGGACCGUGAACGCGGCUCGUACGGCAUUAAAGAAACCGUUUUGGCCCGGCUGUUCAUUCGCUCGUUGGGCUUGGGUGAGGGCAGUGCCGACGCUCUGCGGCUGAAAAACUUCCGAGCUCCCAAAGGCUUAGGCAGCCAAAGUGAUACGGGCGACUUUGCCGCAGUGCUCUACGCCAUAAUUAAGGACCGGGGCUAUCCCGAUGGUCAGUUGUCAGUGAAUCAGGUGAACUCGUUUUUGGACCAAUUAGCCGAAGCGGGUGCUCAGGGAGGUCAACGCAUCCAGAUUGAGACCCUUCUCAUGGAUGUGUUCAAAAAGAUGAGUCCCGUGCAAGUGAAAUGGCUGGUUCGCAUUAUUCUCAAAGACAUGCGGCUGGGCUUAGGUCAAAGCGCCAUCUUCAAGGCAGUUCACCCCGACGCCAAAGAAUUGUACGAGGUGAAUGCUAAUCUGGGAAAAGUGUGCGAACAACUGAAGGACCCCUCAAAGCGAUUGAACGAGAUUGCGGUUCAGUUGUUCCAUCCGUUCAAACCCAUGUUGGCUGAAAGGGGCGUUUUGGAACGAGUGGAACAACAAAUGGGGCAUAAAUCCUUCUUCAUUGAGGUGAAAUACGACGGUGAACGUCUUCAAAUUCACAAGGACCACAAUGAUGCUUACAAAUAUUUCUCUCGGAAUUGCCACGAUUUCACGAGCGAUUUCGGAGACUCGCCUCGUGAAUGGGGAAGCUUCACGCAAAUCCUCUCCAAAUGCCUUUCUAGUCACGUGCGCAGUGUCAUUCUUGACGGCGAGAUUUGUGCCUACAACUACCAAACCGAUUGUCUCACCCUCAAGGGCGACAAGAUGAACAUUCGUGGCCUGAAAUCCGAUGAUCCCAUGUACCAGCAAUGCUUAUAUGCUUACGAUGUACUUUUCCUCAAUGGCGAAGUCCUGACCAAUAAGCCGUUGAGAGAACGGAUCGAGAUCCUCAAGUCAGUGGUCCAAGAGCGCAAAGGGCGGAUUCAUUUUGCCCAAAGGUGUCAAGGCUCGUCCAAGGCCGAAGUGAUUCAGGCCUUGAAUGAAGCCAUAGACCGUCGGGAAGAGGGUAUCGUCCUCAAAGACACCCUCAGCAUCUAUAAACCCAAUGCCCGGAGCGGUGGUGGUUGGUUGAAGAUCAAGCCGGAUUAUUCCAAUCAACUAACCGAUCAAUGCGAUCUCGUUGUCAUGGGAGGUUACUACGGCACAGGGCGCAAAGGGCGAGGUAUUAUCUCGCAUUUUCUCUUGGGGGUCUUAGCUGCUACACAAGAGGACAAAAAAGAUCAUGAGCCAAGUCACGGGCAUCGUGAGAUCCAUUCCCUUUGUCGAGUAGGAUCCGGUUACAGCAUGAAGGAACUCUAUGACCUUUUGCAAAGACUAGAGCCUCAUUUCAUUAAGGCCAAGUGGGACUCCGGGCCAUCAAAUGAUCUGCUUCGAGUGGAUGAUUUCGGCCUAAGGAUGGGUCGAGAAAAGCCGGAUGUGGUCAUUUCUCCCAAGAAGUCCGUCAUCUUGCAAAUCAAUGCAGCGGAGGUGAUCGCUAGUGACGGCUAUUACACGGGAUGUACUUUGAGAUUUCCACGAGUGGAACAGAUUCGAACGGAUAAAACACUGGAAGAUUGCAUGACCACCCAUGAUUUGGAGACGAUUCGUCGCGAAGCUCAAGGCAAGUUAAGCCGUCGUUACGUGGAAUCGGAGGCCUCAGACGAGCCGUCCAAAAAGCGUCGACGCAAAGUCACUGUAGGAGCAGCCAGUCAAUCGGUUGGUUUGGCUAAGGCCUUCGGUCCCACGGACCUCUCCACGGUCAUGAUUGAGUCCCAUAAUCUCAAAGACCAAGUGAUUGUGAUUGAGCCGACCAAUGGCGUUUUGAAGGCUCAACUGGAGGCGAUUGUGGUCAAACAUGGUGGGAUUGUGGAACAAAAUCCCGUCGAAGGACGAACCUUCUGUUACGUGGAGACAGGUAUGAAGAUGAAGGCCAAAAGCGUCGACGCAAAGUCACUGUAGGAGCAGCCAGUCAAUCGGUUGGUUUGGCUAAGGCCUUCGGUCCCACGGACCUCUCCACGGUCAUGAUUGAGUCCCAUAAUCUCAAAGACCAAGUGAUUGUGAUUGAGCCGACCAAUGGCGUUUUGAAGGCUCAACUGGAGGCGAUAGUGGUCAAACAUGGUGGGAUUGUGGAACAAAAUCCCGUCGAAGGACGAACCUUCUGUUACGUGGAGACAGGUAUGAAGAUGAAGGCCAAAUCCGUGAUGAGAAGCCGGAAGUUCGAUGUUGUACGCCACACUUGGCUCCUCGAUUGCCAGGAACACUACCGUCCCUUUGGACCCGCCGACAUGGUGAGCUCCACGUCGAAUCGCGCCCAGGAGUUUCAGGAUCGAUACGAUGAAUUUGGAGACCCGUUUGGGUUGAGAUCCACCCUCACGAGUCUCAAAUACUCAAUGGCGCAAGUGCAGGCACUCAAGAGGGAAGCCAAGAUCAGUCGUGACUUGAUAGCCGAUUUUGAAUGCACCCAAUGGGCCAAUCCCUCGAAAUUUGGUCUCUUUCGCCAACUAACCUUUUACGUGGAUCGUUACGUUCAAAUUGGCCAAUCCUCGGAAGGGAAUUCCAAGGAGGAUUGCUUGCAUCCAUUGGAAUCCAUUGAACUACUCAUCGAGUUUUAUGGCGGUAGAGUGAUCAAAGAUGAUCUAAAAGAUGAAGAUCGUUUGUCUCAUGUGGUGGUGAGUGCCUCGGAUUUAACGAGAGUGCCGCAAUUUAAGGCAAUUCGACGGACCAAAACCAAAAAGUUCCAUCUGGUUCCAGAAUCUUACAUAGAGCAUUGUGUUCAAGAUGGUCGCCUACUUUCUAUUGUCGAUUAUGAAUUGUGAUAAUAUCAACGUGACAAUCGCUGAAGUACCCAAAUUACCUGCUCAGUACUCGCCCACCUUCUGAUUUGCAUAAAUCUUUUCGUUGGAAUCAA